Molecule: messenger RNA, 2153 nt
Organism: Lentinula edodes (shiitake mushroom)
Lineage: Eukaryota; Fungi; Basidiomycota; Agaricomycetes; Agaricales; Omphalotaceae
Product: P-loop containing nucleoside triphosphate hydrolase protein
Exons: 8
Coding region: 40-2022 (660 amino acids)
Biological process (GO): ribosomal subunit export from nucleus
Cellular component (GO): cytosol
Molecular function (GO): GTP binding; GTPase activity
Source: RefSeq, a predicted model, not a curated record
GAACCCUUUGGUGAGUAACUCAUCGCAUCCGAAUUUAUAAUGCCCUCUAGGACGAGGAACUCGAAUUCAAGCGGGCUCGGCCGUGCGAUUAUAAAUAAAAAGGUCAAGGAUGCACGGAAGAUACAGGAGUCUGGAAUGUAUACUACGGAUGUAGACUCAACAUCCAGAUUGAAAUCUGUGACCCAGGAGCGAGAUCUCGAGGAAUUUCUCAACACGGCCCAACUCGCAGAAACCGAUUUUACCGCAGAACGUAGGAACGUACGGGUAAUACAGCAAUCGGCGGAUGCGUCUCACAAUCCGUAUCUGCUCAGCGAAGUGGAGGAAAAGAAAACGUUAAAGAAGCACAUUGACAACAAACAGCGAUUAAGAGUCCCAAGGCGACCCCCUUGGACCAAGACAAUGACUCCUGCUGAGCUUGAACAACAGGAGAAAGCAGCUUUCCUAGAUUGGCGGAGAGAAUUGGCUGUAUUACAGGAAGAAGAAAACUUCUUGCUGACGCCUUUUGAACGUAAUAUAGAAGUCUGGCGACAACUGUGGCGUGUUUUGGAGCGUUCUCAUUUAAUUGUUCAAAUAGUCGAUGCUCGAAAUCCUUUGCGUUUCCGUUGUGAAGAUCUGGAGGACUAUGUCAUGGACGUCGAAGGGCCUGAAGGCGAAAAAGGCACUGGAAGAGCAAUACGGCGAAGUUUAUUGCUCAUCAACAAGGCCGAUUUGCUCACUGCAAAACAAAGAACACAAUGGGCCGAUUAUUUUGACUCGCAAGGUAUUCAAUAUGCAUUCUUCUCUGCGGCGAAUGCAGCAGCAAUUCAGGAAGCCCGCCGUGAGGCGUCUCUUAGAGCACAUGAAAUUACAAAGGAUGAAGAGGGCGCUGGACUUCUGCCUGAAGAGCAAAUAGAUGGUGCUAAGGAUAAUGAUGACUCAGAGAGUGUUGCAUCCUCAAACGACCUCGAAUCUUACUUUUCCGUAGAAGAGGAGAACAUUGAGGGCGCAGAUCCGAGAGCCCGCGUCUUAUCGGUUCUGCAAUUGGAGGAUCUUUUCGUGCAAAAAGCGCCUGAUCUUACUGCAUUCGUGGACGCAUCUGGUAGACCCCCUUCAAAGUUAAUGGUCGGCCUCGUUGGCUAUCCUAAUGUCGGUAAAUCCAGUACUAUUAACUCCCUUCUGGGCGAGAAAAAAGUCAGCGUCUCUUCGACCCCCGGGAAAACCAAGCAUUUUCAGACCAUCCAUCUUUCUGACUCAAUUGUGUUAUGCGAUUGUCCAGGUCUAGUAUUUCCUCAAUUUGCCACCACAAAGGCAGCUUUGGUGUGUGAUGGCGUAUUGCCGAUUGAUCAGAUGAAGGAAUAUACUGGCCCCAUCUCCUUGGUUGUGCAACGAAUUCCUCAAAACGUUUUGGAGGCUACAUAUGGACUUUCUAUCAAUGUAAAAGGAGUUGAAGAAGGCGGAAAUGGACAAAUGUCUGCUGAAAACCUGCUCGUUGCCUACGCCAUUGCUCGUGGCUACGCCCGUUCUGGUCAAGGAAACCCAGAUGAAGCCCGUGCUGCACGAUACAUAUUGAAGGACUACGUGAACGCCAAAUUACUGUUCUGUCAUCCGCCGACGGAAGUUGAUGAGAAAGACUUCAAUGCUCAGACUCACGAAAUCUCUCUGCGUCGGGUGGCAGGCAAGAAGAAAGCUCCAGUCACCCGCGUGGGCAAAGACGCGGACACUUUUAUUGCAUCGGCUUUUCUUCCACGUGCCAUUCUGCCUGCACUCGGACAGGGGCCCAAAUCGCGAGCCUUGGAUCAAGAAUUCUUCGAAAAAUCAUCUGUGGGCGGCGCUGUAUACGCGAAAGGCGUCGUUCAUGGUGGAAAGGAAUUCUUUCGACCAAUCGCUUUGCCACAUCAAAACUCUGUCACUGACAACGGAACGGCAAUUCAACCGAAAUACACUAGGACCCCCAUAUUGACGAAUAAUGGUCGAGAUCCAGGUGACAAAAAGCACAAAAAACCCAAACGAGUGAAACAGAGAAGUGGAGGGGGUUAUGACUGAUGUAGUGAACCGCAGACAUAACAGUAACUCAGUUUUCUAUGUACGACUUUCAACAGGCCGGAAACGAAGCAGCAAGGAGUCGGAGUUUCAAAUUAGUAUUAUACAUUAUGUCACGCGCCUUCGUUUGUCAC